CCUCAGAGCAAUCCCAGCUCCACCAACCCUCCAAUGGCACCAGGAGAUACCCCAAAGCCGAAUCAAGCUCCAGGCAAGCCCACAAAACGCAAAGAUGCCCACACGAACCCGAACCACAAGCCCAACACCUCCCGCGUCCCCAAGCGCCAGAAGACCUUCCACGCGCGACAGAUCCUCACCCAAGCCUCCGAUCCCUCCCUCUCCGCCGGCGAGCUAAACCUUGCCUCCUUCCUGAAGGCGCGCGAAUUUGAGAUUACCGCCCUAGAAGAUGGCAUGCGCCGUGCGAAGGGCGCACUGACGCAGCGGGCGUUCCAGCAAGUGCCGUGGGACAUGCGGCGGCGCACUGCGAGCCACAAUGCGAAGAGGGUGCCGAAGCGGUUGGCGCGGCGGGCGAAGAGAGAAAUGAAGGAGGAUAAUACGCCGACUGUUGUUGCGAGGCGGCGAAGGCCGGGGACGGCGAGGGGGAGGGUGAGGAAGGAGGGGUUGGCAAGGAUGAGGAUGCUUGUUGCAGCGACGAGGACGAAGAAGGAGGGGAAGAAUAAGGAAGAUGGGGCGGAAGCAACAGAUGGGAUACUGGGGCGGAAGGCGAGGCCGAAGGCUGCGACGGGGACGUUGAAGCGUCCGCCGAGGCCGGCUUCGAAGUUUAGGAAGAGGCAGAUUCAUAAGAGCUGGUUGCCGACGCACAUGUACCAUGCUAAGAGGGCGACUAUGACGGCGCCGGGUGAUCCGCUGUGGAGGUUCGCGUUGCCAAUUACUCCGACUCAGAAGUGUUAUAGGCCUACGCAUAGAGCUGGUGGGGAGAGGGGUGCGCUGGCCUGGGAUAUGAGUUAUAUGAGUACGAUUGGCAUUGAGGGCACUGCCGGGGCUUUGGAGAGGGUUCUGGGAGAACUAGGUGUGAGCUUCGAAGGGAAGAAAGCAGAAAAAUGGAGAGAGGGGAGAAGAACUUGGAGUGGUUUACUGAGUAGAGCCGACCAAGCGCAACGGAAGCAGAUUGGGCCAGCAACUAUUAUAUGGUGUCCACCCCCGCCCGUAGUAGAGGCUGAGGAAAUACAAACCGACAAAUCGAAGAAAGCCAAAAAGUUACCACGACACCGUCUGUUCAUACGGAUACAUCCAGCUGCGUUUCUGGAGGUGUGGGAUGAGGUCCUUCGUGUGUCAAAGAUGCAAUAUCCUAUUGUGCACGUGGAAGAUCUACGAUUCGAUAUUGGAAGCAUAGAACUUACAGGGCCAAGUGCAACAGAGGCCCUGAUCGGGACAUUACAUCGUUUUGAUGAACGAGCAACAGAGCACGGGAGCGUGUUUAAGUCAUUAGCGGGCGUGACCAAUGCCGCAUCCUUGCCGCCCAAUGCUCUUCUCUCCUUCUCAAUACUAGACCCCCGACUACGUUACCCACCUCGGAAAAUAGACCUCCCCAAACCACACGAUGAAACAGCAGCAUUCACACUUCUUCAAACCCUCGCCACCUGGCCCGCCGACGAACUCCCUCCAUCAUCAUCACUAUUCGACCGCGACAUCAGACACAAAGCAACUCGACUCCCCUCCCAAAAAGCUUUAAAUCGCCGCAAAUCCCUCGCACCCCCUGGUGCCUUUCCACCCCUCACACCUAAUGACCCCGCCAUCCCAAUUCUUCUCUACCCAUCCCGAACUUCCGCCUCAUCCUCCGCGCAAGGAACCUGGACUCUUCUCGCGCCGUGGAAAUGCAUCUCCGCGAUCUGGUAUCCGCUGCUGCAUUUUCCUCUGUCCUGCGGCGGCAACCCGCGCUUCGCGGGCCUGCAGGAGUUGCGACAAAUACGGUUCGAGCGUGGCGUGCCUUGGUUCCCUGGUGAUUUUCCGGGGACUAACGCUGGUUGGGCGUGGGAGGAGAAGGAAAGGACGAGGAGGAAGAAGGAGUGGGAUGCGCGACCGAAGGGAAAGAAGGUUUCAUGGAAAAGCUUGGAUUUGGGCGCUGGACGUGUGGGGGAGGUUGGCGUCGGGUGGGCUUGUGAUUUCGCAAGGCUGAUGGGAUUGGAAGCGCAGGACGAAAUGGAGGAUGUGAAGGCAACACUGAGCACUGAUAAACAAACAGACGCAGUCUCGGAAACGAAGACUAAGUCGGCUCCGAUCCAACAGAUCGACUCGGAGGAGUUUGAAGCACUUCUUGUGGACCCUAAACGACAGAUCCCAAGCACUUCAGUGGCUACCGUCCGUGUAACUCUUUUCUCCCGUGGCGUGCCUCAGCCGUGCGCACGCAUCUAUCGCCUCCCUCUCGUUUCCACAACCACCGAGACAACAUCGAACCCCCAAGCUACCCCAAUCACCGCCGUUACCACCCCCCCCCCAUCCUCAACACCUGCCGACAUCCGCGCCUCAUGGCUGGCCCUUGUCCCUCCCACCACAAAGAAACCGGGAAAUCCCAAGCCCACCAAUCCCCGUGCCACUAAACUCCCACCCACCGCCACACCAGCGGACCGGUCCCGCGCGCUCGCACAAGAGCUGGUCCAGACUCCACCUCUACCAUAUCCGCCGCCAGUGCCGGAGCGCGCACACCCGCUCGUAUCGGGGGAGGAGGACCUGAUUGGGUUUGUGAUGACGGGAAAUUUCAACCUCGCUGCUGGGGCGGGCACGGGAAUUGGAGCCCUGGGUGUGGAAAGGGUUGUGGGGGGUGUGAGGGGAGGGGGGAAGUGGAAGGGAACGAGGGGUGAAAGGCUCUGUGUUGUUAGAGGAGUAGGGGAGAGUGUGGGGAGGCUGGGGUGGUGGGAGGUGAUUUAG
This is a messenger RNA of Pseudogymnoascus verrucosus, 2748 nucleotides long. RefSeq lists its product as uncharacterized. Lineage: Eukaryota; Fungi; Ascomycota; Leotiomycetes; Thelebolales; Thelebolaceae. Gene Ontology annotation, cellular component: ribonuclease MRP complex; nucleolar ribonuclease P complex. Gene Ontology annotation, biological process: tRNA 5'-leader removal. Bases 34 to 2748 code for a protein of 904 amino acids. The record is from RefSeq and is a predicted model, not a curated record. The transcript has a single exon.